Messenger RNA from Folsomia candida, 4281 nucleotides. RefSeq names its product zinc finger BED domain-containing protein 4-like. The transcript is spliced from 13 exons. NCBI's taxonomy places the organism in Eukaryota, Metazoa, Arthropoda, Collembola, Entomobryomorpha, Isotomidae. The coding region runs from base 722 to 2326 and encodes 534 amino acids. Gene Ontology annotation, molecular function: protein dimerization activity. The record is from RefSeq and is a predicted model, not a curated record.
CUGUCCACAAGGAUAAAGAAAUAGUUGAUAUUGAGCAUGAUUCUGAGGGAAGUUCCAAAAAGCCUAAACUCGUAAAACAACCAGGUUUUGAAAAUUUGUCGAAGUUCCGUUUCUUCUUUGAGAAGAAGUUCAGCUACCUUGGACAUUCAAUUGAGUCCCAAAAGUUCUUUGCAACUUGUAAAAAGUGCACCGAAGCUGGUAAAAAAAGUCGUGUCUACUCGUUUGAUGAGAGCAACUUUAAAGCAAACGGAAAUCGUCAUUAUAGAGUAUGGAUAACUUUAUAUACCUACGUGAAAUUUAUUAAGUGGUAACUAAAUUCGUUAAUUUUUAUCGAAUAUUUUUGCAGAACUCGCAUAAAGAUGUGGCUUUGGAAAUUGAAAUCCCACAAGAAAAUCAUAAGGUGAACGAGUUUUUUCACUCAAAUCAAAACAAAUAUAAUAAAAAUGACCCUAUCCAAUCAAAAUUCAACUCGAAUCUGCAAGAUUUGGUCUCCGUUGAUGGGCUCCCUUUCAGUUUUGUUAAUGGGAUAGGAUUCAGGAGCUUAGUAUCUGACCUUAAUCCACGAGUUAUAGUUCCUGACCGAGUGACCUUGGCAAGAAAAUUAGCAAACACGGUCAACAAGAUUAUAAAACCUAAAAUUAAAGAUCCACUCAACCACGUUCAGGAUUACAAUGUUCACAUAUCAUCUGACAUAUGGACAAGUAGACAGGGUGACGGAAUUAUGGGACUUAAAUACCAUUAUAUUCAGAAAGAUGAACAAAACCGGACAUGGAAAUUGGUGUCAAACGUCCUUUCAGCCGUGCAAUUUAAUGAGCGCCACACUGGAGAAAAUAUAAAGCACAAAUUCCAGCAAUCUCUAAACUCGUUAGGAAUUAACACGACCAAGAUCGGUUAUCUUGUGACUGACGGUGCUAGCAAUAUGGUGUGCGGCUUCAAGAAUUGGACCGAGGAGGCUGAAAAUCUUAUGACGGAUGAAGACGAUUCAGCUAUCGACCUUGAAGACGAUUCACAACCGGAAGACUCUGAUAUUAGUGAGAGCUCUGAGGAUGAAGAGGAAGAAAGUAAUGCAGAUGAUGAAGUCACUGUAGCGACGCCAAAUAUUACAAUUGGUGAAAAAGUCAGGAUUUCUUGUUAUGCACAUACCUUGCAAUUAGUUAUCAAAGACGUCAUUGGAAAAGGCGGGAGACCUAAAGAAGUUCUGGAUUGUGCUUUCAAAAUUGUAAAGUAUUUCAUGCGGUCGAAUUAUUGGAGAAAGCGACUUAAAAAAGUCGUGGGCAAAGUGUUGAUAAAGCCAGCUACUCGAUGGAAUUAUAUUUACUAUGUUUUGGAGCGUUUAUGCCAGGAUAAAGUGUACGGUGAGGUUUGUAAUCUAAUAAGAGCAGCCAGCACUUGUCCCAAGAAGCCAAAAAAUCUGCCACCCACACCAAGCAUCGAGCCGCAAGAAAAAAUGAUUGAAAUAAAAAAUCUCCUGAAGCCAAUAUGUGACGCAACGAAUAAACUUCAAGGUGAUGGGGUAACCAGUAGUUUGAUUUACUACUCGAUAGUCAAUGCAUUUAAUGAAAUUGCUAAAACUCCAACUACACGAUUCACUUGUAUGAAAGCACAAUUACUGGAUGGACUAAAAAAUCGAUUCGAGAAGGCAAUAAAUAAUGACCCACACAUCAUCCUGAGUGCUUUGUUGGACCCUCGCCAAAAAUCCGACGUGUUUAAAAUCAAACCUGCCGUGUAUGGAACCAGAAGCCUUGAAACUCCUUCAAUUGACAAGGUCACUGAUAUGCUCAAGUCAUAUUGCAAGGAAGAUCCUUCGGCUGAAGCAGCAUUACACACAUUUCCUGAAAACGAAGAUAACGACGACGAUCCAUUUUCCAUGCUGCCAAGGAUUGUCAAUUCGAGUAAUACUAUCGCUGAUGAAGUAGACAAAUAUUUAGGUCUACAAAGAGAACCGUCGAAAUCCGAUCCACUAGAAUUUUGGGCUAAAAACGAAACCAGCUUUAAAGAAUUAUCGAAUUUGGCCAGUCAAUAUCUUGCAAUUCCGGCAUCCACGGGCAGUGUAGAGCGGCUUUUUUCUCUACUGGGAUCAUUUGGACGUUCAAGGAGAUCAAGUCUGAACCCGAAGUCUUUGGAAAAUUUAGUGCUUCACCGAGAAUAUCGUCGUCCGAUUUUGAUGAGAGCUCAUCCAGCCAUAAAUCUCUCGAACAAAAGGAAAAUAAGUCUGGAGCCGGACAACAAGUGCAAUAAGCGGAAAACAUUGAGUACGCGAGCAAUUUGUUUUAUUAUUUAUAUGAAUUCUAUUUUUAGUAGGAGGAAGGGUACACAAAGGUGGUAAUAUUCGAUAUUGAUGCCGUUGGAUAUUUUGUUUUAUUUCGUUGAACGCAGAGCCAUCAGAAAAUGUUCGAGAUUAUUAAAUUGUCCGAAAAUUUAAAAAUAUAUUUUACAUAUGAGUAUGAUAAAGUAAUCAUCUAAGAUCACCAGUGGCUGCGGAAGCAAGGGAGUUUAACAUUGUGGGAUAAAGGGGGACUUGUGCAAAAUACGAUUUUGCUGAAUUUCCCCGUCUCAAUGAAGAUAAUGAGAAUGAAAAAUUUUGAAAAUCUAUCCAAAAUUGGAUUUUUGGUUUGGUGAAGGUGAAGGAUUUGGUUCUGCAAGUUAUUAUACAAAUUAUCUUUGACUGGUGUACCCCCCUCUUAAAUGACAAUGAAACCAUAUAUAUUUGAUCACAUUUGACUAUAAUCAAUUAUAUUUUGAUUUUAAUGUCAAUUGCUAAGAAUGGAAUUCAUCUAAACAAUAAAACAAAAUGGUACUAAUUCGCUCAAAAAUUAGUUAAUAAGUAGAUACCGUAUAUAUUUGUAAUACAAAUAUUAGAGUGGAUAUUACCGAUUUUAGCACAUAAAUAUUUCAAAAAGCCCCUACCUCUAAGAAUCUUGGAAAUUUUUUGACUCAAAUUCUUUCAUCAUUACCUUGAAAUUUAUGUCAAAUUUAAAGUUCGAGUUCGCCCGAGUAAUGCGGCAUAUGCAUAUUACAUAGUAAUUUGAACUCAAAUUGUGGAUGGGCUACCAUGUGCAAAUUGUGAAUACAAAAAUAAAUGAAUAAACCGUCGCAAACGCAUGUAGCUAAAGGGUGAAAUAAGUGUCCAAUAUACGUCAAAAUGAAUAUCAUAUUGCUUUUGCAACAACUUUUGGGACACUCAAUUUCCCUGUAUUUCAUCUUUAGAUUCAAUUUGAGUGAAAAUCUCAUUUUCCCCCUGACCACACCCUCAAGCGCCAGAUGGUGUGGCACAGCUCGGGAGCACUAAAUUUCACUUACACUCUUAGCAACUUGGUAAAGAAUUCCUAAUAAGCGUCUUUACCGAGCUCUUGGUAAUUACGCGUCCUACAAAAAGUAUACGGGAUUAUUACCGUAUCAAUACCAAACGGCACUCUUUACCAUAAUUUUAAUCAAGUGCAGUACAAAUUUUUUCCGUUGUGGUGCUGAUGAGAUCUACAUUUUGGUGUAGUUUAUUACCACAGAGUUUUAGUUUCCGCUCAGCUCAACUCAAGUCAACAUGCCGAAAUAAUCCCCGUGUCCAAUUCCAAAUUCUGCAUGUGGGAAAAACUGAUAAAAACUUUUGGAAAUUAAAUAGGAAUUUAGGAAACAGUGAAACGAAAAUUUGAGUUGGAAAUCGGAGGAGAGAUUUUUCUGCAAGACGACCAAGGGGGCGGAGAUCGACGACGAAGUAUUCCUAUCCUUGCUGAAAACCUUAUAACCCAAAACUUUGAAUUCUUUGUCAAAGGCGAAAUACAAACCGAAGUAAAAUUGGAUCCGGCCUGUCCAGUUUCAUCAAUAAUUUACGUUGCACGUCCUGAUGAGACGUCGAUAUCCAGUAAUGGUUUCCGAAAAACCCAAAUUUCCAAUGAGGUUGAUAUUUUCAGUCAGAUUGUAAACGCUGCAACGACUGAGAGCGCCGAAAUUUCCGUUUAGUAGCAGAGUGCAAUCAGAAAAACUGCUUCGAUAAACCGUCGUCGACAACUUUAACUUUCUCCUACAACCUCCGACCAGAAACACUUAACAGCUGUAAUAAUUAAGCUACUGCCUUCAUUGAGAUGUUCUAAGUCAGGGGACGGUCUGGACAUUUUAUUUGAUGACGUCAACCGAUGUGGACUCAUCCAAAAUCGACGAUUUAUCAGAAUUUGAAGGGGGAAUAGAAGAAUAAAUAUGUAAAUAUGUACAUGUAUGUAUGUAACUCAAUAGUUUGCAUUAUUCUUAAAUUUUGUAAUUAUGUAAGUAUGUUUUAAAAUGAUUUUACAA